GUUCUUAAGAAAUUAAAUGACAAAUGUGAUAAACUUGACACUUGAUUCUAUAAAUAGGGAGAUAGACAGAAUAUAUAAUCUGUAAAAUUUAGAGAAGUAGUCAGACUUGAAAUGACAGUGAGUGACAGCGGAGACUGCAUUACUCUAUUUUUUAAUAAGUAGGGGAAAUAUUGAGUGCCAUCAGCUUGUCUGUUUUACCUGCAACAACCGAAUCCAUUUUUGUAUUUUGAGUUUUUUUUCUUUUUUCUUUUGUAUUGCAAUAUUCUUCAGCUUGGAGAUUCAACUACUACGACUACACCAUGGUAAGUCUUUUUUUCUAACAUAUCCAAUAUUGAUGUUUGUGCUGAAUGUUGUCAGCUUUCAACCUGCUGUGCCUCUACUGAAUCUGUUUUUCAAAAAUGUCCUUUAAGUUUACGGCUCCAAGUCAUGAGACCUUGGACUUCCUCUCUUGUUGUUCUCUCUCCUCUCCCAAGGUGCCCAAUUGUACGUUGAUAGAUGACGUGCUGGAGAGGUACUAUUUAUCACCAUCCUAUGCUAUUGAGUUCUGCAUUGGUUUCCCUGGCAACCUUUUGGUUGUACUAGGCUAUAUAUUUUGUUUGCCAGACUGGCGGAGCUGCAACAUUUACAUCUUCAACCUGGCAGUGUCUGACCUAAUCUUCCUCUGCACACUCCCACGCCUGUCCUACCUCUAUGCCAAUGAAUCAACAGAAACCAGUCCGUAUGCUUGCAUUAUCAACCGCUUUGUCCUGCAUGUCAAUCUUUACUCCUCCAUCCUCUUCAUGGUUUGGCUCUGCAUGGACCGCUUCCUGCUCAUAAAACACCCAACGCGGAACCAUUACCUGCUGAGGCCACAAACGGCCCUGAUUGUGACAGGGCUGAGCUGGCUGGCUGUCAAUAUGGAAGUUGCUCCAAUGAUAGCACUGAUGGUUCAGGACCUACAGAGUGGAAACUGGAGUCGCUGUAAAGAUUUUGCCAGCCUAAAAGGAGAUGUUGAUUCAUUAGGAUACAGUCUGGGGCUAACCUUGACUGGUUAUGUUCUUCCUCUGCUUGGACUUUGUGGUUUCUCCUACCAAAUUGCCCAUCUGCUCCAUGUCCAAGAAAGGGCUCUACAGCACAGGACGAAACCAUACAGACGGACUCUCAGGGUUGUUGCAUCAGCUGCAGCUAUGUUCCUGGUCCUCUACACUCCCUACCAUGUGCUGAGAAAUAUCAGAAUAGCAUCUCAACAGGCCUGGUCUGGAAUGGAUCUCUGCACACGGAUGUAUGUAGAGGGCCUGUACAUCUUGACCCGACCACUGGCCUUCUUGCAUAGUGUCAUCAACCCUGUCUUUUACUUCCUCAUGGGUGACAGGUUCAGAGAGCUUCUGGUUACUAAGCUCAGGAAGUUGGUUAGAAGGACAGAACAGUAAAGACAGUAAAGUACAUUCCAAAUAGCACAUCCACACGUGAAACAGCUGUCUUUACAUUUUGCUAAAAUGUUGUUGUAUGCGCGCCUUUGUUUUGUAAAGUAUAAUUGUGUUGUUGUUGUUUUUUAUUGUCAUUGAUUAUGGGACAACAAAUAAACUGCAAAACUGUCUGGUGUAGUAAAUGUUGAAUGACCUUUUUGGUGCCUAUUAAUGAUGUGGAUGUGUUUUGGUAGUGACCACAGAUGUUAUCAUUUAUGAUGAGGAAUAAAACAAAUGUGUCAUAAAGGCAAAGCUCCAUUACAUGUUGACAAAGUAUAGUAACUUGUAAAAUAAUAAUGUAAUUAAAGGUCAG
Scophthalmus maximus (turbot) is the source of this 1758-nucleotide messenger RNA. RefSeq names its product succinate receptor 1-like. Gene Ontology annotation, cellular component: plasma membrane. The record is from RefSeq and is a predicted model, not a curated record. Bases 399 to 1409 code for a protein of 336 amino acids. Gene Ontology annotation, biological process: G protein-coupled receptor signaling pathway. Gene Ontology annotation, molecular function: G protein-coupled receptor activity. The transcript has 2 exons. Lineage: Eukaryota; Metazoa; Chordata; Actinopteri; Pleuronectiformes; Scophthalmidae.